UAAUUGCAAUCAUUGAGUGGAAAAAAAUGUGGAUAAAUUCACAUGUGGUCCCCUCCGCAAUUCGAAAACAACAACAAAAACGCUACGUUGAUUAAAUUUGGCAUUGUGUACGACAGGUUUAAUAAACCAAACCGAAACCUGGAUUGCUAGAAGAAAGACGUUUUCUGAAUGCGUUACAUCGAUUGACAAUAACUAACAUGUUUAAGCAACUUUUCUUUCGCCAAUUUACUGGAAAGAAGCAUUCCAUUCCACUGGCGUCUUUUCGUUUUUGUGCAUGGAGAAAUGUCAUCACAGAUUCUACGCAGCAGGAAGACGUUAAGUUCACCGAUAUGGUCAUGUCUAACAUCGAUAAAGCAAGCGCCUGCUUCGAACAAAAAUUAAAAGAUACACAAAAGAAACAAGAUGUCAAAGGCAUCUUAGACGUUGUCAAAUCAUGUAAUGCAGUAUUGAAGAUUAAUUUCCCGUUAAGAAAAAGAGAUGGCAGCAUCGAAGUGAUAAACGCCUACAGAGUUCAGCACAGUCAUCACAGAAGGCCAUGCAAAGGGGGAAUUCGAUACAGUGCUAAUGUUAAUCUUGACGAGAUCAAGGCCUUGGCAGCACUGAUGACAUUCAAAUGUGCUGUGGUAGAUGUACCUUUUGGUGGGGCUAAGGGAGGCAUUGCCAUCAACCCAGGCGAAUAUACGGAUGAUGAAUUAGAAAGAAUCACAAGGCGGUAUACAGUUGAGUUGGCAAAGAAAGGAUUUAUUGGUCCAGGUUUGGAUGUUCCCGCUCCAGACAUGGGUACUGGUGAAAAAGAAAUGUCAUGGAUAGCUGAUACAUAUGAUAUGACCUUAGGACAUGACAACAUCAACUCAUACGCAUGCGUGACCGGCAAACCAAUUGUUGAUGGUGGAGUUCUUGGAAGAGAUAGUGCUACCGGAAGGGGUGUUUAUCAUGGCAUUGACAACUUCCUCAAAUUAGAAUCAUACUGCAAGAUGAUUGGAUUAACUCCCGGUUUAAAAGACAAGACGUUCAUUGUACAAGGUUUUGGUAAUGUUGGUCUACAUUCAAGUAGAUUUUUACACAAAUUUGGAGCAAAGUGUAUAGGUGUGAUGGAACAUAAUGGCAGCAUAUUCAAUCAAAAUGGUAUUAAUCCAAAAAAUCUAGAAGACUAUAAACUGCAACAUGGGACAAUUCUUGGCUUUCCUGGAGCACAGAUGACAACUGAAGAUUUGCUUGAAGCAGAAUGUGAUAUUUUACUCCCAGCAGCGGGAGAAAAACAAAUAACAUCAAAAAAUGCCCACAAUAUUAAAGCUAAGAUUAUUGCAGAAGGUGCCAAUGGACCAACAACUCCAGCUGCCGACAAGAUAUUAAAAAAUAAAAAUAUUUUAGUAAUACCGGAUUUAUACUUGAAUGCCGGUGGUGUGACUGUAUCUUACUUUGAAUGGUUAAAAAACUUAAACCAUGUUGGUCAUGGGAGACUUAUGUGGAAACAUGAACAAGAUAACAUUAAAUUAUUACUAGAUAGCGUAGCAAAGACCUUGACUCAACAAUUUCAAAAAGAAAUGUUGGUCCAACCUACAGAAGAGUUGAAGAAAAGAAUGGAAGAGGCUUCAGAGAAACAAAUUGUGCAUUCAAGUUUAGAGAAUACCUUUGAGAAAUCGACAAAAGAUAUAAUCAAAGUAUUGAGGGAAUAUGAUCUAGGUUUGGAUCUACGUACAGCUGCAUAUAUUGUUGCGCUUGAAAAAAUAUACAACACAUACAAUGUAGCUGGAUUCACGUUUUAAAACUCAUGCUGACCAUAAACUGUUCAAGUUAAAAUCUUCCCUAUGGUAUUUUUAACUUAUGUUUCAAUGUGAAGUUUUGCUAAUCAAAUUGCUCAAUUUUUAUGAAAUUGAAAAUUGAAAACAGUCCUUGCAGUGAACUUUAAAUUAGAUUGGAAAUAUAUGUAAAUAGCUAUUCAACAAGGACUUAGAGUAUACUAGAAAUAUGACAAUAUAUAAUGUGCCAUGAAAAUCAUUCAAGUACAACUAGGCAAGAAACCGUGGCCAUGUAAUAGAAAAACAUGGCAAAACAUUUGAUGAACCUCAUAUUAGAUAAAACAUACCAAAGAUUACACUCCUGGAAUUGAUUAUAAUUUCAUUUUUUCAGGCUAUCAUUCAAGUUGCAUGACAUUUAGAACCAUGUAAAUACUGCACCUAGAAUAACUGAUGUAUGCACAAAAUUAAUUGUAGCAUAGCAUAUACACUUAUUACUUCAUGCUAAAGAAAAUAAAUGUUCUGUUUUUUUAA
Molecule: messenger RNA, 2270 nt
Organism: Xenia sp. Carnegie-2017
Lineage: Eukaryota; Metazoa; Cnidaria; Anthozoa; Malacalcyonacea; Xeniidae
Product: glutamate dehydrogenase, mitochondrial-like
Exons: 14
Coding region: 198-1766 (522 amino acids)
Biological process (GO): L-glutamate catabolic process
Cellular component (GO): mitochondrion
Molecular function (GO): L-glutamate dehydrogenase (NAD+) activity
Source: RefSeq, a predicted model, not a curated record